This is a messenger RNA of Thermochaetoides thermophila DSM 1495, 1362 nucleotides long. RefSeq lists its product as uncharacterized. Gene Ontology annotation, biological process: protein quality control for misfolded or incompletely synthesized proteins. Bases 1 to 1362 code for a protein of 453 amino acids. Gene Ontology annotation, cellular component: i-AAA complex. The transcript is spliced from 5 exons. Gene Ontology annotation, molecular function: misfolded protein binding. The record is from RefSeq and is a predicted model, not a curated record. Lineage: Eukaryota; Fungi; Ascomycota; Sordariomycetes; Sordariales; Chaetomiaceae.
AUGUUUGAGCCCGACAAGGGCCUCGAUAGCGGGCCGGGAGCGCAGGGGCCGAAGCCCUCACUUAACCGCUUGAUCUUGCGCGCCAUCGCUAACGACACCAAGCGGGCAUGGCAUAACCUCCGCAGCUCCAGCUUCAGACAGGUUAUGAAGACGCACCCAGGAGAAGCAUUUGGUGCUAUUUUUGCUAUAGCAGCCGCCCUCGCCGUCGCCGGCUACUGCAUUUAUAUCUACUUUAACUACUUUUACAGCCCGCAAUUCACCCGCUACCCAGAGCCAAUAGCCCAAGCUUUGCGCAAGGCGCUCUACUACAGCAACCACGAGAUUGACCCUCAGCGCGCCCUCAAACAUUAUAAGCAGGCGCUGGAGCUGUGCGACGAGUUUAAGCUGGACCACUUUUCGGAUGACGUCAUGGGCAUCAAGAUCCAGGUGGCUGCGUGGCUGGAGAAGAUACAGAGCUUCCGGAACGCAAUUGACGUAUUGGAGACUCUGCUGAGUGAUUGCAAGCGCUGGGUCGAUGCGAUGGAGAAGGCUGCACGUGAGGGAACCCUGCCACCCUUGACCCCGUCCCCGCCGCCGGAGCCCAAGGAGGGUGAGCCGGCCCCUGAUACUCCGCCGCCGGAACAGCAGCUGCCGGUUGAGACGUGGUGGGGGAAGAGGACGAGGAUUUUGGGCAAGGCGAUUGGGAUUAGUGUGAAGUUGGCGGAGUUGUAUUCGGAUGAGCAUGUCCUGGAGAGGGAGCUUGCUCAUGAGCGGCUGGUCUGGGCUGUCGAGACUAUCUUCAGGGAAACACAGAGAAGGGCAAAGGAAGGCUUGAAAGAGGGUGAGGGUGAAUGGUUGAAGCCUGAAGAGAUUGGUGGCAGCAUGGAGGCUCUUGCGCGCAGCUACACCGACAAGAGCCAACACCAUCUUGCCCUCCCCCUUUAUUUCCAAUCUCUUCGCCUUUGCGAAGACCAAUGCCACAUUGCUGUCCUGAUGAACAAUAUCGCAUCUAGCUUUGCUGAACACCCCCUCAUGCGUCCCGGCGAUGCCCCCGUGCACAGCAUGAUGGGCGAAGCUUUGACAUGGACUACACCCGCCGAGCAACGGGCAUCCUACCUCGAGGCAGCCCAGAGAUGGGCUCAAAAUGCUUUCAAGCAUGCCUCAGAGCCACUCGGCAAUAAGCGCACCCCUGAGUGUGAUCAGGCAUGCGCCGCGGCGUUGACGAACCUGAGCGAGGUGCUUUCUAUGUUGGGACGGAAGAGCGAGGCGCGGAGUCGGCUGGAGCAGGCGCUGAAAUAUAGUAAGGAGAAGGGGCUGGAGGAGUGUGCUAGGGAAGCGGAGGAGAGGUUAAGGAGUUUUGAAGGAGGUGUGAAGCAGGCAUAG